This is a messenger RNA of Atta colombica, 1194 nucleotides long. Its product is annotated as coiled-coil domain-containing protein 65-like. Gene Ontology annotation, biological process: cilium-dependent cell motility; regulation of cilium movement; axonemal dynein complex assembly. The transcript has 6 exons. Lineage: Eukaryota; Metazoa; Arthropoda; Insecta; Hymenoptera; Formicidae. The record is from RefSeq and is a predicted model, not a curated record. Gene Ontology annotation, cellular component: axoneme; axonemal dynein complex. The coding region runs from base 1 to 1104 and encodes 367 amino acids.
AUGCCGCAAAUCGCCGAAGAUGUGAAGAUUGCAUGGCACAAUUUUGAUCGAGCUCUUGAUAUUAAAGACUACAGAAUAAGCUUUUUAAUGGACGAAUUGACCGAAGCCGAAGAACAAUAUCAAAGAAUUAUAAAAUCACAUACUGAAAUUAUAGAUCGAUUUUUAAUAUCGUAUAAAGAAAGAAUACAGAACAAAGAAAGAAAUUAUCGAAGGAUCUUAGACGAAAUACUUAUUCAGACGGACAUAGGAGUUGGCAAAAUUUAUUAUCAGCAAAACGAAGUCUUGUUACAAUCAAUCAUUCACGGCGUUCACAAAUAUUUAGAAGAAUUAUCGAACAAUGUUAAAAGCAUCACCUUAAGUAAGAUUAGUUCAUUCGUGGAAGACAGUAAGAAUGUACGCAGAAUUUCUGUGACACAACUUGAAAAUCAGUUACAAAAAUCCUGGGAAAAUCUUCGACGAAUUCUGUCAGAUUAUCAAAAUGAAACAAAGGCUCACGGAAAAUCUUACGACAUGCUUAAAAAUAAGGACGAGAAAGAUCAGCAAGUAAUAGCACAACAAUUAUUACAUACAGCGAGUCUUUUCGAAGAUAUACGAAAGUUUCAAGAUAAAAUAACGACAUAUGAUUCUAUGGCCAAGAAAAAUAUUUCUAAAAUUUUGACGGAACACGACUUCUUCCAGAAAACUUCCUGUAUUUUAAAAAAUCGUCUUCUCUCAGAACAGACGAAAGAUAAAAAUCACUUGAAGAUAUUGUCGAUUAAAUAUAACAAGAUGAUAAAACAUUUAGAAUUUCUUGUAAUUAAAGGCAAACGUUUGCUUACGUUGAUGCAAAUCUGUCGUAAAUAUGAAUUACAAAACGAGAAAAUAAUUCCGUUCAUUAAUCAUACGGAAAGCUCACAAGUGCUCUCGCCGUAUCAAAUCAUUGCCCUAUCAGACUGGAAUGUGUCCCGUCAGAUUAUAGAUUUUCAAGAUAUGACAAAUUUUUGGCGGCAAUUUAGUGUUGUGCAAAUGACUACCAUGCAAUUGCGAUCGAAGAGGGAUAAAUUGAAGGCUGAAGCGAGACACUUGCGCGAAUGUAUCAGUUUUUACAUUACGCAGAAAGAGUAAGUGAAAAGAAUAAAAAAAGGUAUAAAUAAUUUAGUUAACUAUUGCCUCAAUAACAAAUGAAUUAUACCAAUUUGUUUUAAUAUAGGUACU